GACUUCCGUCAUGUGCAGUGCAGCGGUAAAAUCCUUCCGUCUAGGUGUUUCGUGGUCAGCAACCUGUGGUUCAGACGUAAAAGCGAAAUUUUUAUUUAUCGAAACACCUGUUAGGUGAAGGUCUCCUGUUUAGAAAUCUUAGAUAAGGCUUUGGAGAGAGCGACAAAGGAAAUGGAUGGACAGAUUUUGCAAGCUGUUUUGGACUCAGAGACAGCGUCUCUGUCUGUUGGGAUGUCCAACUUGUCUGAUGAGAUCCUACUGUGUAUCCUUCAUCACGUUCCAGUGUGUGACCGCCUGACGAAUGUUGCAAUUGUCUGCCGGAAGUUUUACACACUCUGCCACGACAAAACCCUGCUCUCAAACGUCACGUUGUCUGAAGAAUAUCUGGCUGAUGAUCGGUUAGUUCGACACAUCCUGAAGAAGCUUGGCAACAGCGUGCUGUCUCUCAGCCUGAACGGUUGCUACUGGCUGUCUGGUUCCACACUGGAGCAUUUGGCACGCUGCAGAGCAGUAACACACCUCGAUGUGACGGGCUGUCGCAUCAGUUAUCUCUGUCUGUCGCACCUCCUCUCCUCUCUGUCCUCUCUCAGAUCCCUGGCGUUUGAUGUGAGACCGUGCUUUAACUCUGCUUUGCUCAGUUCAAAAGCGGUGGACUCGCUGAGCCGCUUGACGGAGCUCAAACAGACGCUCUUAACACCAAGCUAUGGUGUUGUGCCAUGCUGUGCAAAACUUCGCAAGCUAAUGCUGCAGUUUGACAUCCCAGAUGUGACCAGAGAGGGUGUGGGUGUUAGCUGUCAGUUAAUGGUUGGUCAGAGCAGUGUACCGCAUUACGAACAGCUGGAGGAGUUCACAGCCAGACUGGCUCCAGGAGAGGUGAACCAGACGCUGCUCCUUCUUUACCUGGCGGUGUUCAGUGUUCACAUUCCAAAGAAUCUCAGAGUUUUCCUCGUGUCGAUUCCCGGUCCAAACCCGGUUCACUGGCCGGCUGCUUCCUCGCUGGCUCAAAGUUUGGGUCAAAGAGGAGACCUGGUGGCUCUGCAGCUCCCUCGAUCCUGGUUGGAUUCUUUUUCUCUAAAGCGAGCCUUGGAGGGGAACAGCCCCAAGCACCUGAGCUUUAGCCGUUGCCCCGCUCUGUGGCCGCAGGUGUUCCAGUCGCUUCUGAACGGAGGAGUCCGAGAUGCCACGGAGCUCAUCAGCCUCAACCUCAGCGGCAUCAACCACGUUCUUUACUCCGAGUGCAGGAGCGUAGAAGAUCAGCUGGUUACUGUGACCCUGAGUCAGCUGGCUGAAGUCUGUUCCAACAUUAAGCACCUGAAUCUGAUGCACACACACUACCAUCAUGAACACACACUUGCGCUGGAUGGAGAAACACACCUGUGUACCAGUUUGGGUCGAUUCAAACAGCUGCGCUCUCUCACCCUGCCUGCAUGCGCUCUGUCUGACGGUGUGAACACAAAUCACAUCUCGUCUUGCAGCUCAGCUACCUCCGCGCUGUUUCAGGGACUGAAGAAAGCUCCUCGAGUGGGGCUCCAGAACUACAGACCUGACUCAGAAUCCUCUCUCUCAGGAGACAGCACUUCAGGGCUGUCUUCGCUAGUAGCUGGCUGCCCUUUUUUAGAAACCUUAGAGGUUAUUGGGCCAGGGUUUGUCUCAGCGCUGCCUCGACUCGAGCCCUGCACUCGUGCCAGCGUGGAGCCUCGUGGUAUGUGCGCCUGGGCCAGGGAAGUUGGAGACGCACACUUGGCGGCACUUGAAGCUUUGCCUCAGUUGCGCCGUUUGUCUCUGGCUGGACUUCCUGGAGUUCUCAGAGGAACAGGACUGGUACAACUGGCCAGACGGUGCACAGACUUAAGAGUUUUGUCUUUAGCCAACCUGGGAUCUUUGAAAACUAUGAAUUACUCCCCUGCUCUGCUGGAGACACUGAAACAGUGCACACAGCUGCAGGAACUCAGGUUGGAGCAGCCCUACCUGAAUGCCAACGCGUCUUUCUUUGAAGCCCUGUCCUGCUGCUCUCGCCUGCAGCGGCUCUGCCUCGUCUCCCGCAGCGGGACCUUUGAUGCGUCAGCCGCAGAGAACUUCAUGGAGCGAUGCUGCCAGGUCGUCAUGUGCCACAUGUUCAUGGGAGGCACCUUGGUGUCGUGUCGGAGCCUUCAGAAAGUUCUUCUGAACAGAUUUUCCGCCAAGCGUGGGGCACUCAGCGUGGUCAUCUAUCCUCUACAACAUGAAGACCUGCCAUCAGUCAUCAGAUGUAUUCCAGUCACUCUGCUGGAUCGGAUAACAUUAUUUCAGAGCCAUGUGGCACAGCCGCCCCACUUAUCUCCACUGUGAUGUCACUAUAAACACAGCUAGUAAAUCAAAGGCUCCUCUUCCCUCAGGUUCCUGAGAGCUACAUCGGCAACUCUUUUGCAAGUCAUCAUCAGCCAUGAUUGUUUACAUUCGUGUGAAAUGUAUUCUUUCUGGCCUUUGAGUUUAGUUUGGUUGAUGACAUCUCAUGCAUGGUGCUACUUGUGCAUCUCAGUCAUAACCCACAUUAUUUACACUUUUUAGUAAGUGCCAACCAUAACAAGGAAUGAAAUUGUUUCAAAAUGAUGUAAUAAAUGUAUUCAAGUUUUUUUAAA
This is a messenger RNA of Nothobranchius furzeri (turquoise killifish), 2618 nucleotides long. RefSeq names its product F-box and leucine-rich repeat protein 18 (gene fbxl18). Gene Ontology annotation, biological process: SCF-dependent proteasomal ubiquitin-dependent protein catabolic process. Gene Ontology annotation, molecular function: protein binding. Lineage: Eukaryota; Metazoa; Chordata; Actinopteri; Cyprinodontiformes; Nothobranchiidae. Gene Ontology annotation, cellular component: SCF ubiquitin ligase complex. The record is from RefSeq and is a predicted model, not a curated record.